AUGUCUCUAUUCGGAGAUGACGACGAGCCUGUUGGCGCAACAAUCCCGUCAAAGUCGCGAUUAUCCCUCUUCGACGACGAGCCAAGUUCAACCCCAGGAUCCAAAUCUUCAUUAUUCGCAGAUGACGACGAUGUCUCUGGAGGCUCGCCAUGGGGUACAUCAUUGCCAAAGAAACUAGACCGGGGAGCUUUACUAAAAACUCUUCUUCCCACAUCCGACGUGCCCGAGAGUUAUAUUGACAUGUUUGAUGAUAUGCUCAAGGAUGGCAAUGAAUCCAAUGGAAAACUUAGUAGGACCGGCGUGACAAAACUUCUAGGUGCUGCAGACUUGGGCCCUGAGAAGUCGAGCUGGAUCAUGAAAAUUAUUGCCCCUACUUCACAACCACAAGAUCUAGAACGGAACGAGGUCAAUGUACUAUUGGCUUUGAUCGGGUUGGCCCAGGAAGAAGAGGAUGUCCAUGACGUUACACUUGAUGGUGUAGAUGAGCGACGAAGGAAUCUCCCAGUGCCCAAGCUUGCAAGCUUGACAAACUUAGCAAUCGCAAACUUAGAAUCCUCUGCGACCGAUGAAUCAACUGCGAAGCCUGCUCAGCGACCUGCCACCCCACCAUCUGUACCAUCCAUACAUAACUCAUUGUCCCCCCCACAAUCUAGAAUGUUACGAAAAGAUUCCCUGGAAUUUCCCGAGGCUGAUCCAUGGGGAAGCCCGGCUCUUCACAAAGGCCAUAAUCAUGCUAGUCCCAGAUCGAAUGGACCCCCGACAAAUGGAGCACGCGUGAGAACUGUAAGUGGCUUCACAAAUACUUCUACAGGACCAUCAAAUGAAGAUCGACGUCAGCAGUCUAGGAGUGCUCCUAUGGAGCCUGCGAGUGGAGGAUGGGGCUCCUAUGAUGCGAAUCCAAAUUUUAACAACUCAGCAACACCACCAGUUGGCGGUAGUGGUGGAUUCGGUGGCGAUGGUGGGGAAGGGGAACGGCCAGAGGAAGCUGCUCCGCCAGCCCGCACAUUUGGCGGUGGCCGUGUGACUAGCAAUGGAGCAGAAGAGAAUAUAGUCGUCACUCUGUUAGCUGAGAAAGAGGGCAUGUUCUUAUUCCAACAUCAUAACUAUCAGGUUUCUUCUGUUCGCAGAGGAAGUAAGGUUGUGAGAAGAUAUAGUGAUUUCGUCUGGUUGCUAGAUUGCCUACAAAAGCGAUUCCCUUUCAGACAAUUGCCACUUUUGCCCCCAAAGAGAGUCGCAGUGAAUGGAAAUCAUCUGGCUGCAGAAAGCUCAUUUAUGGAGAAACGCAGAAGAGGAUUAGCACGGUUUUCCAAUGCACUUGUCCGACACCCUGUUCUUAGUCAAGAGCAAUUGGUCAUAAUGUUUCUGACUGUUCCAACACAUCAGGAGCUUGCUGUUUGGCGAAAGCAGGCUACUAUAUCUGUUCAGGAGGAAUUUGUUGGACGGCCACUACCCCCGGGACUAGAAGACUCUCUUCCCCCUACUCUGAAUGAUCUCUUCGCCCAAACUCGAACCGGUAUCCGACGAUCUGCAGAAGCCUAUGUUAACAUGUGCAAUCUUAUGGACCGCCUAGCAAAACGCAAUGAAGGACUUGCUGCAGAUCAUUUACGUAUGGCGCUCUGCUUACAGUCGCUCACUGAUGUCUCCCAAGACACCUACGCUAUCGAUACCAAUGAUGUGCCACUGUUGAACGAGGGUCUUCAUUCUACUGCCAAGCAUCUUUCCAACAGUCAAAACAUUCUCGAAGAUGAGGCUAAGGCCUGGGAUCAAGGCGUUCUAGAAGACUUAAAGAAGCAACGAGACUCUCUUGUCAGCAUGAGAGAUAUGUUCGAGCGUCGGGAUCGUUAUGACAAAGACAAUAUUCCAUAUUUAGAACGCAGGAUUGAAAACAACGAGAAUAAAUUAGUGACAAUACGAUCAAAGCCUGAAAACAUGGUUAAGCCAGGAGAAAUUGAAAAGGUCACAGAAGCAAUUAUCAAAGAUAAGGAGUCUAUUGUAGCUCAGCAUGCGCGAGGGAUAUUUAUCAAAGAGUGCAUAAGAGAUGAGCUCAUCUACUUCCAAUCAACACAAUAUAACAUCAGUCGACUAAGUCAAGACUGGGCACAAGAACGUGUGAAGUACUCGGAGCUUCAAGCCCAUAACUGGAGACAACUGGAAGAGGAGCUCGAGAGUAUGCCACUUGGGGAUUAG
Botrytis deweyae is the source of this 2187-nucleotide messenger RNA. RefSeq lists its product as uncharacterized. The coding region runs from base 1 to 2187 and encodes 728 amino acids. Gene Ontology annotation, cellular component: endosome. Gene Ontology annotation, biological process: retrograde transport, endosome to Golgi; protein targeting to vacuole. The record is from RefSeq and is a predicted model, not a curated record. Gene Ontology annotation, molecular function: phosphatidylinositol-3-phosphate binding. NCBI's taxonomy places the organism in Eukaryota, Fungi, Ascomycota, Leotiomycetes, Helotiales, Sclerotiniaceae. The transcript is spliced from 5 exons.